GCUUGGUAUACGAACAUUGGAGUUGGGACUACGCUAAGCGAAAGGAACAAGAGGAGAGCCUCGGAACGGAGCUAGAAGAAGAGGAAAGGGGCGUCGCAGAUUUUCCAAAGGUUUUCUUCGUCAUCUAAGCUUCGUGAAACAUCUCUUGGUUGAAUCUUUAAUUUGUAGACCAUCUUUUCUUAGUAUAAAGCUUAACAUUUGAUAGCUCGUUAGUAAAGAAGUUGGACCACAAAAGACCAAUCCUUUGUGGCAUGAUAUUCGCAUUAGUUCUGCAACCUUGUGGCGUUCAUCUAUGCGCGUAAUCUUCAGCGCUUGCAGAUUAUACUGCACUGGUGCGGCAAUUUCAUUGAAUUCCUUGAUAGCGAGGUACUCUCGCACUGGCCAAAUUGAGAAUGCUCGAAGGGUGUUUGAUCAAAUGCAUGAAAGAAGCAUUGCUUCUUGGAAUGCCAUCAUUUCUGGGUACUUCCAGAACAAUCAGCCUCAUGAAGCCAAAUUUCUAUUUGAAAGGAUGCCCGAGAAGAAUAAAAUUUCUUGGAAUGGUAUGAUUUCUGGAUACGUAAAAAAUGGGAUGAUUAAUGAAGCAAGGGAAAUAUUUAAUAUGAUGCCUGAGAGAAAUGUUGUUUCGUGGACUGCAAUGGUUAGGGGCUACGUGCAACAAGGUAUGAUUGUAGAGGCAGAAUCACUUUUCUGGCAUAUGCCUGAAAAGAAUGUGGUGUCAUGGACAGUAAUGUUGGGUGGAUUGCUACAAGGAGGUCGGCUUAAAGAUGCACGCAAGUUGUUUGACACCAUGCCUGUAAAAGAUGUAGUGGCUAUAACUAAUAUGAUUGGAGGAUAUUGUGAACAAGGCCGGUUGGCUGAAGCUCGCCAACUGUUUGAUGAAAUGCCAAAAAGGAAUAUCAUUACUUGGACGACAAUGAUUUCGGGGUAUGGUCGUUAUCAGCAGGUGGACAUUGGUCGGAAGCUCUUUGAAGUGAUGCCUGAAAAAAAUGAGGUGUCUUGGACAGUUAUGAUAAUGGGUUACACUCACUGUGGGCGGAUUGAAGAGGCUUCAGAGCUUUUUGAUGCUAUGCCACUAAAGUCAAUUGUUGCUUGUAAUGAAAUGAUCAUGGCUUUUGGUCUCAGUGGGGAGGUGGCCAAAGCAAGACAGGUUUUUGAACAAAUGAGGGAGAGGGACGAUGGAACAUGGAGUGCAAUAAUUAAAGUUUAUGAGCGAAAAGGAUUUGAGUUGAAAGCCCUAAACAUGUUUAUACGGAUGCAAAGAGAAGGGGUUGGGCUGAGCUUCCCGUCUUUGAUCAGUGUUCUUUCUGUUUGUGCCAGUCUUGCUAGUCUUGAUUAUGGUAGAGAGGUUCAUGCUCAGUUGGUCAAAUCCCAAUUUGAUCAUGAUUUAUAUGUUGCCUCAGUUUUGAUUACGAUGUAUGUUAAAUGUGGUGAUCUUAUGAAAGCAAACCUUAUAUUCAAAAUGUUUGCUUUUAAGGAUGUUGUCAUGUGGAACUCUAUGAUCACAGGUUAUGCUCAACAUGGUUUGGGAGAAGAAGCUUUAGAUGUUUUCAAUGAAAUGUGUUCCUCUGGAGUUUCACCAGAUAAUGUAACCUUUGUUGGGGUUCUUUCAGCUUGUGGUUAUUGUGGAAAGGUGAAACAAGGACUUGAAUUCUUUGAAACAAUGAAAAGCAUAUAUCAAGUGGAGCCAGGAAUAGAACAUUAUGCUUGCAUGGUUGAUUUACUUGGCAGAGCAGGCAAGGUAAAUGAUGCAAUGAAGCUAAUAGAAAGCAUGCCAAUGGAAGCAGAUGCUAUUAUUUGGGGUGCAUUGCUCGGUGCAUGCAAAAUCCAUAUGGAUAUUGAUGUGGCUGAAGUUGCCGUGCAGAAACUAACAGAGCUUGAACCCAAAAAUUCUGGGCCUUAUGUCUUGCUUUCCAAUCUCUAUGCAUCUAGAGGAAGAUGGGGGCAUGUUGAGAUCCUCAGGAAAAAAAUUAGAGCUAUGAAUGUCAGCAAAUCACCUGGCUGUAGUUGGAUUGAGGUGGAGAAGAAGGUGCAUAUGUUCACUGGGGGAGAUAGCAAAGGCCACCCCGAGCAACAUUCUAUAAUGAAAAUGUUGGAAAGGUUAGGUGGAUUGAUAAUGGAAGCUGGCUACUGUCCCGAUCGUAGCUUUGUGCUUCAUGAUGUGGAUGAGGAAGAGAAGGCUCAUAGCUUAGGUUAUCAUAGUGAAAAAUUGGCCGUAGCAUAUGGACUUUUAAAAGUGCCCCAAGGAAUGCGGAUCCGGGUAAUGAAAAAUUUACGGGUUUGUGGUGAUUGCCAUUCUGCAAUCAAAUUAAUUGCAAAAGUAACUGGAAGGGAGAUUAUUUUGAGGGAUGCUAAUAGAUUUCAUCACUUCAAGGAUGGUUAUUGUUCUUGCAAAGACUAUUGGUAACUGAUGGAAAGUAGAAGCAAAAUGCAUAUAGCCAGGCAUGAGUAGGAUCCAAUGAGAAUCUCUUGUCCUUUUUAUUCUGCAUGCAAAGCAAGGGCUAAAUUUUUAUAUACCCUCUCGUUUGGGAGCUGUAGCAAUGGAUUUGCAAUUUUCAAGUUUCUCUGGUGGAAAAGGUGAUGAAUGCCAUUGGGAAUCAAUAUAACCUUUAGAAUACAUUCUGCUGUAGCCCCGGCUUCAUUCAAGCUCUAUGAACACUGUUUGCCCUAUCUCGGACUGCGUAUUGCUUUCUUUUUCUUUCCCUACAUUUUUCAAGUUUUAAAAUUCAAAAUCAAAGCAUUCUUUUCCAUUUUAAUGACCACAGGCCAUAGCACUUUUUGGGAACUGUUCAAAGUUCAAACGCAAGCAUGAUGUAUGGUUGAAAGCCUUGAUCAUCAUUGCAGCAUGAGGAAAACAUGCUGAAAAUGAGGAGCGGAUAAGAUUUUGGAA
Messenger RNA from Neltuma alba, 2887 nucleotides. Its product is annotated as pentatricopeptide repeat-containing protein At1g56690, mitochondrial-like. The transcript has a single exon. Gene Ontology annotation, molecular function: RNA binding; protein binding; zinc ion binding. The record is from RefSeq and is a predicted model, not a curated record. Gene Ontology annotation, biological process: RNA modification. Bases 293 to 2404 code for a protein of 703 amino acids. Lineage: Eukaryota; Viridiplantae; Streptophyta; Magnoliopsida; Fabales; Fabaceae.